AUGAAAACCUCACCAGCGCUUUCGCUUUUUCUCUCUCCGACAGUGGAAAAUUAUAGAGAGAGAAACUCGACCUUCUCUGAAGUCCUCUGAGUCCUGUGACCUUUUUGUUUUCAACGAUGGCGGGUUUAAGAGUUUCUAGGGUUUUGUGACGAAUCGAUUUCUCCAAAGUCUCGAUGGAAAUGCCCGGUAGGAGAUCGAACUACACGCUUCUGAGCCAAGUCCCCGACGAACAGACGGCGGCGUUUUACGAGUCGGAGAGCAAGAACAACAAGGGAAAAGCUGAGAGAGGAUUCGAGUGGGAAACUGGAGGGGAUUUUCGGGCGAAUCGGGUCGGGAACCCGUACUCGUCAGUCGGGUUACAGAGGCAGUCGAGUGGGAGCAGUUUCGGCGAGAGCUCGCUCUCCGGCGAAUACUACGCUCCGACUCUAUCGAAUACAGCGGCGAAUGAGAUCGAUGGGUUCGGGUACGUGCCCGACGAUGUGUUCAAGGUUGGGGGAGGUGGUGAAUUUCGAAUUAAAGGUGGGGAUGGAGCUGUAGGGACCACCGGUGGCGGUGGCUCGUCUUCGGGGAAGAGCUGGGCUCAGCAGACUGAGGAGAGUUAUCAGCUGCAGCUGGCUUUGGCUCUUCGGCUGUCUUCGGAGGCCACUUGCGCCGAUGAUCCCAAUUUCUUGGAUCUAGUGCCGGAUGUAUCGGCAUCGAGGUCGUCCGGCUCCGUUGACGCUGUUUCGCAUCGGUUUUGGGUGAAUGGCUGCCUAUCGUACUUUGACAUAGUGCCUGAUGGAUUUUACCUAAUUCAUGGGAUAGAUCCGUAUGUAUGGACGGUGUGCACUGAUAUGCAAGAGAAUGGUCGUAUACCAUCAAUUGAAUCAUUAAGGUCUGUUGAUCCUGGCAUUGGUUCUUCUAUUGAAGUGGUUUUAAUUGAUCGACGUAGUGAUCCCAGCUUAAAGGAACUCCAAAAUAGGGUCUUCAGCCUUUCUUGUACUUGCAUAACUACAAAGGAGAUAGUAGAUCAGCUAGCAAAACUUGUAUGCAACCGCAUGGGGGGUUCAGCUUCUGUAGGAGAGGAUGAAUUUGUCCCCAUAUGGAGGGAGAGCAGCGAUGAUCUGAAAGAUUGCUUAGGAUCUGUUGUUGUUCCAAUAGGCAGCCUUUCUGUUGGUCUCUGUAGACAUCGUGCUUUAUUAUUCAAAGUGCUAGCUGACAGAAUUGAUCUAUCAUGUCGAAUUGCCAAAGGCUGUAAAUAUUGCACAAGAGAUGAUGCUUCCUCUUGUCUUGUCCGGUUUGGGCUUGACAGGGAGUAUUUAGUAGAUUUGAUUGCAAAUCCAGGUUACUUAUGCGAGCCCGAUUCCUUGCUCAAUGGUCCAUCAUCCAUCUCAAUUUCUUCACCGCUGCGCUUUCCAAGACUAAAACCAGUUGAACCUACCAUUGAUUUCAGGUCACUGGCCAAACAGUAUUUCUCAGACUGUCAAUCGCUUAAUCUUGUAUUUGAUGAAGCUUCCGCAGGAAGUGCUGUUGACGAGGACAAUAAGGAAUUCUCUAUGUAUCCUAAACAGUUAGAUAGGAAGAUUACAGGUGGAAACAACCUUUUAAUGGUUUCAAGUCUCAAUGACAACACUUCUAUGCACGCAAAAGUUUCUCAGCCAAGUUUUGAAGAUAGAAAUCCCCAAUUAUUUAACCAUUCUCAAAACAUUGUACACACACCAGGCAUGGUAAAAGAUCCAAUCCCUCUAAAGCGUAUACCACCCAUAGGGCAUAGAGAUGUUUCAAGAGUGGAUACAACUAAAGGCUCGAGGUUUGUCGAGGGAGUUCAACUGGUUCCUAGUAAACCAAGUAAAGAGCUCACAUUCGAUAUAGAGGAUUUGGACAUCCCAUGGAAUGAUCUUGUACUAAAAGAGAGAAUUGGUGCAGGUUCUUUUGGAACUGUUCAUCGUGCCGAUUGGCAUGGCUCUGAUGUUGCUGUGAAAAUUCUUAUGGAGCAAGACUUUCAUGCCGAACGCUUUAAAGAAUUUUUGAGAGAGGUUACUAUAAUGAAACGACUGCGGCAUCCAAAUAUAGUUCUCUUUAUGGGUGCAGUUACGAAGCCCCCAAACUUGUCCAUUGUGACAGAAUAUUUAUCAAGAGGUAGCUUGUAUAGGCUUUUGCAUAAACCUGGUGCAAUGGAGGCAUUGGAUGAGAGGCGCCGGUUGAAUAUGGCUUACGAUGUGGCAAAAGGAAUGAAUUAUCUUCAUAGACGCAAUCCUCCUAUUGUUCAUCGAGAUUUAAAAUCUCCAAAUCUGUUGGUGGACAAAAAAUAUACAGUGAAGGUUUGUGACUUUGGUCUUUCCCGUUUAAAGGCAAACACUUUUCUCUCAUCAAAGUCAGCUGCUGGGACUCCGGAAUGGAUGGCACCGGAAGUCCUGCGUGAUGAACCGUCAAAUGAGAAGUCAGAUGUUUACAGUUUUGGUGUAAUAUUGUGGGAACUAGCUACACUGCAACAGCCGUGGGGUAAUUUAAAUCCAGCACAGGUUGUGGCAGCUGUUGGUUUUAAGAACAAAAGGCUUGAGAUUCCACGUGAUUUGAAUCCUCAAGUGGCUUCGAUCAUUGAGGCUUGCUGGGCCAAUGAGCCCUGGAAACGACCUUCAUUUGCUAGUAUCAUGGAAUCUUUGAUGCCGUUGAUUAAAGCUCCUGCGACUCAACCUAGUCGUCCAGGCGUGCCAUUACUCAGCUGAAUGGGCGAACGCUUAUUCAUGCACAUAAUACAGCAUUCUUUUGAGAAGUGAUGUCUGGCAGGCAUGCAUGCUGUUCAUAGUCUCGGAACCAUUGUACAGUUCUGUUCUAAUCUCCAAUUCAGUAUUCUUUAUCGCUAUCUCUUCUUACCCAUAGAAGUCCACCGAAAAACCGUCCUGUCACGCCAUCUUGGGAAAGUUGUAUCAUUUCUAUUCAUAAUUUUUGUAUGUAAAAGAGUGCGACUAGAAUCAGGUAGCAGCUUUCCCAUCAUGGUACACAACUUGACGUUGUCUUUCAACAUGUAAUGACUUUGUAUAAAUUGUGAAGGUUAGUCACUCAGUUUAGCAGGUUUCUAUUUUUGCUCCCCAAGUGCAAUGGAGAAAACAAAAGUAGAAAGCUAAUACAUACUCUUUUAGCA
This is a messenger RNA of Prunus mume (Japanese apricot), 3121 nucleotides long. It is a transcript of the gene CTR1, whose product is annotated as Protein kinase superfamily protein. NCBI's taxonomy places the organism in Eukaryota, Viridiplantae, Streptophyta, Magnoliopsida, Rosales, Rosaceae. The record is from RefSeq and is a predicted model, not a curated record. Gene Ontology annotation, biological process: protein phosphorylation. Gene Ontology annotation, molecular function: ATP binding; protein serine/threonine kinase activity.